AUGACUUCACGUUUGUAUGCUGCAGCUUACAGUUCGAGUGAUGACGAAUCUGUCAAUGAAGUCUCAUCCAAAGUUAAUGUCAAGCGAUUCAUGCGUCCCAUCCAAAGUGACAGCGAGGAUGAAAAGCGUGUGGUGCGGAGUGCUAAAGACAAACGGCACGAGGAAAUCCAAAGUGUCCUUAGGAACCUCAAUAAUCACAAAAAAAUAAAAGAUAUGCCUAAGGUGGAGUUGGACUUUGACGAGCUAGUAAAACUCUACGAAAAAGCUCAAAAGAUGAAUGAAAUUGACAUGUAUCCGAAGUUCUAUAUUCGCGUUCUUGCUCAAAUGGAAGACUUUAUUAACGAAUAUUGGGCCCAAAAAAAGUCUCUAAGCAAGGUCGCGGCUAAGUCUCUCACCAUCCUUAAACAAAAAAUUCGGAAAUACAAUAAAGACUUCGAACCCGAAAUUAAAAAAUAUCGGGAAAACCCCGAACUCUAUGAAGAAGAUGAAGAAGAAAUUGAGGAAAGUGCGGAAGACUCGGAAAAGGAAGAGGAACCUAACGCAAAACAAUCUGCAGCGGUGGCACCCAAGGAUUCUGAUGAGUCCUCUGACGAUGAUGAUUAUUUCGGAAGCUCUGUUGAUUCGGAUUCAAGUGUCAGUGGCCCUGACAUCGAUAUGGAACAUCCAUAUACUUACUUUUUGAAAGUGGAAGGUAAACCAAAAAAGGAGGAAACGAAGAAGAAAGUUCCCAAACCAAAGCCUGUGAAACAAACUGUGAAAUCGAGCAGUGAAGACAGUGGUGAUGAAUGGCGUGUAGUUGCUCCUGGAGACGGCUCAGCCCUCGAGCCCACCGUGCAGGCCUUCGAAAAGGGUGUUGAAAUUACCCAGGAACUUGUCAUCAAGAAGGUUAGCGAAAUCAUCGCAAACCGUGGCAAGCGAACUUCGAGUAUUGCUGAGCAAAUCUGUCUUCUCGAUCAAGUCUGCCAAAAAAUUGAGGAACUUCGAUUGGGUGUCGGAAUUCAUGUGAAAGCCAUCUUGUCUUCCAUCACCGUACUCUUCGAUUAUGAAUCCAAGCAUCCUGCAUUCAUGCCUAUUGUCAAAUUCCAGAGAGUUAUUGAACAGUUGAAAAAGCUUUUUGAAAUCUUGGAAAAUAAUCAGAAUGACAUUGAAAUAUCCGAAAACAUUACCGAAGAAACCGAACGUGUCGUGGAACAUCCUUAUCGUAUCCGCGGCUCUAUCCUGAGUUCCGUCGGUAGGCUCGACGACGAAUACUUCAAAAUACUACAAAAUGCCAAUGGUCAUGAAAUGGAAUAUGAUGAACGGCUGCGAGAUGAACCCAGAGUCUGCGAGCUUAUCGAUUUACUAAUCAAUUAUCUCGAGCGGACCAACGCUUCCCCCGAUGCGUUGUGCGUGGCAUAUCUUCGCAAAGUCGAACACCUUUAUUACAAGUUUGAUUUCGAGUGGGGUAAGAAGGUGGAGUCUGAGGGAGUAGAAGCGGCCGGAUUAAACCCUUCCUACCCAGUGGUUGAACGGCUUUGUCAAUACAUUUACAAAAACGACAAGACUGAUCGUCUUCGUACGCGAGCCAUCCUUUGUCAUAUUUACUUCCUUGCCCUCUUCGAUCAUUGGUACAAGGCCCGUGAUCUCAUGCUUAUGUCCAACCUUCAGGCCUCUAUUGACCACGCCGAUCCCUCCACCAUGAUAUUGUUUAAUCGUGCCAUGGUACAAGUGGGCCUGUGCGCAUUCCGUCAGGGCCACAUUCGAGAUGCUCACUCAACCCUCUCCGACUUGACGGGCUCCAGCCGAAUUCGUGAGCUCCUGGCCCAAGGACAGCGGUACGAGCGUACCCCCGAAGAGGAGAAACGUGAAAGGGCUCUCCAGAUGCCCUAUCACAUGCACAUAAACACAGAGCUAAUCGAGACCGUCUAUCUCAUUUCCGCCACUCUCCAAGAGAUGCCUGCACUCGCAGCCUCUCAGGACAAUGAUAUUAGAACCCGUGUCUUCAGCAAGGCCUUUAUGAUGGCUUUAAGGAUCCACGACAGGGCUACGUUAAUUGGUCCGCCUGAGACCCCUAAAGACCACGUAAUCGCUGCCUCAAAAGCCAUGCGACUGGGCAACUGGCGAAGCUGUCUCAAGUUUAUAUUCAACCCAAAAAUGGAUGCUAAGAUUUGGGUCCUCUUUUACAAUGCCAACGGAGUAAAGAAGAUGUUAGAGUCGAAAAUCAAGGAGGAGUGUCUGAGAUGUUACCUCUUCACUUUCUCGUCUGUCCACGAAUCUAUUAGCCUCUCCCGAUUGGCUGAACACUUUGAACUACCGAAAUCACAAAUCUAUUCUAUUAUCAGUAAAAUGAUCAUCAACGAGGAACUCGCUGGCUCCCUAGAAGUUCCAGCCGAUUUCCUAACAAUGCACAGGGGUGAGCGUUCUCGACUACAGAACUUAGCCAUUCAUCUUGCGGACAAGGUGAACAGCAUCGUCGAUAUGAAUGAAAAGCUUAUUGAAAAUCGUGGCGGAAUGAUAUCGGGACCUAAAAGUAAUCCUGGCCACUUUACAUCGCGUAGUAAAUGGAAGGCUGAUGUUCAUUAA
Molecule: messenger RNA, 2562 nt
Organism: Mesocestoides corti
Lineage: Eukaryota; Metazoa; Platyhelminthes; Cestoda; Cyclophyllidea; Mesocestoididae
Source: the annotation of a GenBank genome assembly